CCCCAUGACGGCGACGCAGACCGUGGCGGUACCCUCCGCCCCCGGCAUGAAGGCUCGUGAACCCUCGUUCACGCUCGACAGCGACGACGACGACGGUGACACCGUCGAGCGGGAAAGCCUCGACGACGACGACGACGACGACGGGACGAAAGGGGCGACCGUCGAUCAAUUCGAGCUCGAUCGGGGCAUGCCCGGCCUGAGGGUCGCCACGCGCCGCGAGGACCCGCCCGCAUCCGUCGAGUCCAAGCCGUUCUGGGAGCACGACUUCGCGAGCGAGUACGAUUUCGCCAAGGCGCAGUACGCCAAAGCGGCGGAGGAGGCCGUCUCGCCCAAGGCACUCACCGCGGGUCACACCCACGCGAGUAUCGGCAAGAGCGGGCUGAGGGUGGACCCGAAGGAGGCCGAGCGAUGGAGGCGCGCGGCGAGGGAGCGCGCUCAGGUCGUCACCGAGGUGGCGGCAGCCGCGUCGAAGCGUGUGGCUGACUUUUGGGGUUCCAUCGCGGGCCGAUCCGGCGCGCAGCGGGAGGAACCAUCGAAUUCGACCGAGCGAAAGCAGCGGUGGACGGAGAUGCGAGGGGUUGGGGAUAUUGGGGACGGGGAUGUUGGGGACGAAAAGUCGGCACCCGGGGACGGUGCGGGGACGGACCCGGAAGCGCCCACCGGCGAUCCCUCCUUUGGCGGCCGAGACCGAUCGCCUCGAGCGCCAAAGGACGACGUCUUCACGAUGAACCCCGCGCUCGUCGCCGCGGAGGACAGGUGCGCCGCCGCGGAGGCUGCGACGCGACGCGCGGAGGAGAAGAUAGAGGCGCUGACCGAACAGUUGAGCGACGCGAGGAGGGAGUGCGAGGCGUUGAGAGCAGCGCUCGCCGACGUCGACCCCGCGCAUCGUCUCGUUGACGAAUCGAAUGAUUGAUUGAUGGACGGCGGCGCGGGUGAUUGAGACCGCAACGAAGUGUAACAACUGUAACUAAGUGUAACAACUGUAACUGU
This is a messenger RNA of Micromonas commoda, 990 nucleotides long. RefSeq lists its product as hypothetical. The coding region runs from base 5 to 913 and encodes 302 amino acids. The transcript has a single exon. The record is from RefSeq and is a predicted model, not a curated record. NCBI's taxonomy places the organism in Eukaryota, Viridiplantae, Chlorophyta, Mamiellophyceae, Mamiellales, Mamiellaceae.